AUGGCUGAGGUUGGUCGCAAACGCGCGCUUGAAGGCGACGCGCCUGUAACUGUUCGAAAGAAGUUGAGACCGUCCGAACUUCCACUCUCACAGACCAAGCGAUCGGCCAUCGACAGUUUAGUGCACACGUUCCGCAAAAAGGGACAAUAUGACAGCAUACGGAAGGAGCUCAUGGCCCAGUAUACCUCAGGUCCUGCCAAAGACGAACUCGUCUCCGCCCUCCGAGAACUGGUAGAUCGUGAAACCGACCGCAACCCUUCGCUCCUGUCCAAAGACCCUCGCAUGGCGACCACCCUCAUUGAAGGUGCUGGCGAACGUAGCGACAUCUAUGGUAAUAUUAUGAAGACUGUUAAUGGGCUUCUUGAUAAGUUGAUCGAAGAGCAAGGUUUACCAAAGAUGCGAGAAUAUCGCAUCCAGGAAAUCGGUGAGGAGGCCGCUGCAGAAGAGCAGAAGCGAGGUAACAAGACUGAAGAGGAAUGGGCACAGGAGGCUGAGGCCAGGCGACAGAAGCGCGAGGCCAUUCGAGAGAAGGAAUUAGAGCAAGAGCGUGAACGGGAGCGAGAAGAGCGUGCGAAACGAGAAGAACGCAAACGCCGGGAGCGUGAAGAACACGAGGCGCGUGAGAAGGCUCGUCAAGAAGAAAAGGAGCGGAGGCGCAAGGAACGUGAACAACGCGAGAAGGAGGAAGAAGAGCGGCGGAGGAAAGAGAAAGAGCGUGUUGAGAAGGAAAGGGAAGAGGAGCGGAUACGGAUCAAGAAGGAGAGAGAAGAGCACGAGAAGAGUCGCGAGGCCCGACUCAAAAAAAUUCGUGAAGAAGACGCUGAGCGCGAGCGCCGCAUACAAGAAGAGCUUGAAAGGGAUGAACGAGCCAGAGGUGGACGUUCACGCGGAGGGCGAGCCCGCAGUCGGACUCCCGAUCGUAGGGAUCGUCGAGGCCGGGAUCGCAGUAGGCGUAGAAGCAGGAGUAGGUCUCGGUCGCGAGAGCGCACUAGGCCGAUCAGGCCCGAGGAAGUCGACGACGAUCUUGCCUUGCAGAUUCUUCUACAAGAAAGCGAACAGAUCAAAAAGUCACGCCAGAGACCUAUCCUCGAACGAUCCGAAUCUCUCGAGCCACCCAUGCGGAAAGCGCAGCCUCCAAAGUCACUUGUGCCUCGUGAUCCAGCCACUGUCAGGCUCGCGAAGCUCGAGAGCAAGGUUACUUCACCAGCACUGAGAUCGCCCAGCAAGGGCCCUGGCUCUCCUGCUGCAUCAGCCUCCGCAAUGGCCCACAAGGACGAAGACACGCUUAUGGAGGAUGCUCCCUCAAUCCACGAUUCACCAUCCAAAUCCCGCUGGGACUACCCACCCGAUUUACCAGCGAAACGAGACAAGACCCGUGGUCGCACUCGAUCUCGCAGCGUCGCUCGAAGCACAGCAACCAGGAAGCGCAGCAAGACUCGCUCCCCAUCGCGUGGUAGCCGCUACGACAGACGUGGUUCACGUGUCGAAGACCGCCGCUCGCGUCGUGACGAUGACAAGCACUGCUAUCGACCCCGCAACGACAGCCGACGCCGUGACGACAGAGGAUCCCGUCGUAGUCGCAGCCGCUCCCGUGAAACACACACGAGCCGUCGCAAAUCGCGCAUCGACACUCGGAGCCCUUCACCAGCAAAUGAAGACGGUACCAAAGAUCGCUCCCGCUCUCGUUCACGAGGCGGCCGACGAGCACGUGAUCGUACACCCCCGCCCCGUCGUCGCGGUGGCAGACACUCACGCUCCAGAAGUCCCGAGAAUAUUGAUAGGUAUGUUCCCGGUGGUGGAGUAGCUCCCCCUUCCACGCGUAAACAUGACGACAGCCGUGAUCGUGAUCGUGAUCGCGAUCGUGAUCGUAAACACGAAGAGGGCCGCAACCGUAAGCGUAAUGAUAGUCGGCCGCGCAAACGAGAUGAUAGUCGUGACCGUGAGCGAAAGAGGGGAUAUAGGUCACGCGACUACGAUCGUUGGGAAGGGGGGAGGGAGAGGGCGAGUCGACGUCAGGAAUCUGAUUGCUACCAGCCUGGUGCUGCCUCAGCGGGUGCGGACAAUAAAGAUAGGGACAGGAAGCCUAGGGAUCGAAGUCGGAGUCGCAGUCGUCCGAGGAGGGAUGACGGGGACAGAAGGAGAAGGAGAAGUCGGACUAGGAGUCGUAGUCGUAGUCGGAGACGUUGA
Plenodomus lingam JN3 is the source of this 2187-nucleotide messenger RNA. RefSeq lists its product as uncharacterized. The record is from RefSeq and is a predicted model, not a curated record. Gene Ontology annotation, cellular component: nucleus. Lineage: Eukaryota; Fungi; Ascomycota; Dothideomycetes; Pleosporales; Leptosphaeriaceae.